Pan troglodytes (chimpanzee) is the source of this 6993-nucleotide messenger RNA. RefSeq names its product Rho guanine nucleotide exchange factor 4 (gene ARHGEF4). Gene Ontology annotation, molecular function: protein binding; guanyl-nucleotide exchange factor activity. The transcript has 14 exons. The record is from RefSeq and is a predicted model, not a curated record. Gene Ontology annotation, biological process: intracellular signal transduction. Lineage: Eukaryota; Metazoa; Chordata; Mammalia; Primates; Hominidae. Bases 64 to 5676 code for a protein of 1870 amino acids.
GAGCCGGCUCGGCGGCGCGGCUCGUAGUGCUGCGGCCGGGCUCCGGGCGUCCCGGCGGCCACCAUGCUCAGCGUCGUGCACUUCCUCCGGAGCUUCUUCAAGACUCCAGAGCCAGGUGCACACCUGCCAGGUGAAGGUGAGAUUGAAGAUAACCAGCUCCCCACAUCCCCUGCAGAACAAGUGGAGCAGGGAUGGAACCAGCAAACAGACCGCGAUGAUUCUGAAACGCUGUCCCAGCAGAGUGAAAGUGGAUCAGACACAAAAACUGACCCCUUUGAAAGUGCCUCUGACACAGAGUCCUUGUCUGGGGACCUCCCGAGGGGAGUCUUCCACCCUCUAAGAGGUACUCCCGUAGAUAUAGAAGCACCUUGGGAAUACCCUGAUGUCUCAGCAACUGGACCCCCUCAGGAGCAGCAUUUGACCAGUGUUCCUGGGCUUCAUGCAAAGGAAGAACUCGAUUUGUCCCCUAGCUUAAAGGAUGACUCUUGCAAAAAUGGGUGGCGAGCCUUUGCCACAGUUGCUGGAGAACAGGAGGCAGGACACCUCUGGGACUGCGCGACCAGCCUGGAGCGAGAGUCUUUGCUGGCAGGGGUUCCCCGACACACAGGGUGCUGCUUACAGAGGGCCACAGACAGCAGUGGUCCCGAGCCAGUACAGGGGGUGGCUGUUCAAGACCUCAGAGGGCUCUCCAGUGUUUCUCUUCAGAAAUCCAGGUCUGAGAGCUAUCUGGGCAUCCCAAUGGUCUGGCCCUUCCUUCUGUGGUGCUGUGAACUGGGUCGGAGUUGGCCACAUAUCCACAACAGGGCCAGGGCACCGGUGCUACCUAGCAGAGGCCCACUGGACAACACAGCCCCUCUGGGGACCAGGACAAAGAAGGAAAGUACUCUAGGCCCUGCAGGGGACACAGAAUUGCUCUGGUCCCAGCCCCACUCGGAUGUCCCCUGCCAGCCUCCUUUGAGGACAUCUUGCCUCCUACGCACCAACCGUCACCAUAGUGCCCCAGAAACUACUGGUGACAAGAACAGGGCAUCCCCCAGACUCAACUGUGGGCACAUGAGGGCACUGGUCAGGGCCCAUUCCAUAGCAGGGUUUUCACCAGAGUGCCCCGAGGAUCCCGUGGGACAGAAUGUUGUGAAGUCUGGGACCCAUGUGAAGGAAGGGGCCAAAAAUGAACGAGAUCCAAGAAUACAAAACAUCCCUUCCCCUGUACCCACCCAGCUGUCUGGCCCGAUUCCUGCUUUUCAGAGUGGGGCUCCCCAUCUGCAGGGUCCCUGCAAGCCCGGUGGGUUUCGCUUGCAAAGGGCCUCUCAGGACACUCCUUCUGCAGGUCUCCUGGGGGAAAACCAGUUAAGACAGGAUUCCAGGUCAUGUCUGGUGGCUUCAUGCCUCACCUCAGAGUUAGUGAAGCUCAGUGCAGAGGAAGUGCCUGAGCCCGCUGAGUGCAAGUCAGAGCAAAGCCCAGAAAGCAGAACCCAGGAACCCCAAGGCACCCAACUCGCACCAAGAGCUGCUGAUGAGAGAGAGACACAGGAGCACCUCUGGGGCAUUUCUGUCCAGGCAGGAAACCAAACCAGUAAUUACACAUCAAAGUAUGUGCUCAGCGAGGAAAGCAAGUCACCUACCAGGGCCAAGUUCCCACGGCAGCCUAGCAGUGAGGGGACCCAGGUGUGGAGUGGAGACUUGAUGGGCUGCUCGGAAGUGAGUGACAGUUCAGAUGCCCCUGAGACCACCCAGAAAUCAAGCGCAAUAGACACUUCAAAGGCAGCGGAAGAAGGCAUGGUUCUAGACCCCAACUACAGGGAACAGGCUUUGCAAGGUCUUUCAGAAUUCAAGGCAGCCACGGUGUCUCACUGCGGCCCCGGGGCUGAGGAGGGUGAACAGGGGCCUGGGGGUGCCGGGGGCCGGCAGCUGGAGCCCAAAGUAGGCGGCGAGGCCUCGAGGGGCAGGGGCGCCCUCAUCAUUGUAGCUGUGGAGCAGAAAGGUCUUCAGGCCAGCAGGAGCAAUGCGGGGCCUGUUCCAGAAACACUGCCCCGUGACUUUCCUAAGGAAAGACCAGAAUUUCCCUUGAGCACUGGCGAGACCCCCUGUGAGUCUCCCACUAGGGGGAAAACACCAGCCGGUAAUGAGUGUGAGUUGCCAGCAGCCCCCAUACAGGGAGCUGGCGAUGGGGCUCUUCAGCGGGUGGCCCAGGCCGCAGAGCUUGGGAGAGUGCUGGUCCCCCAAGCUGCUUCGGAAGAGACGCCGAGCACAGAGGAGCCCCCGGGAGAGACACUGCGUGGGGAGAGCCGGAGCUCCGGGUCAGGGGAGCGCGGCCCGGAAGAGGCCCCCGAAGGCGGUGCUGCAGCAGCCCGGGGCCAGCGCCCCCGCGUCCCCGCCUUGGAGCCGCCCCAGCCGCCACGCGGGCUCCGCAAGGGCGCGCAGGAGCCUGGGAAGCGCCCGACGUUUUCCAAGGUGACCUCCUUCAGGAAGGGCAGGCCCUUGGCCGCUGAGAGCCCAGGAGGGGUUCCGGCCCCGACCACCGAGGGUCGCCGCUGGGGCUCUUCAGGCCCCGAGGGGCUCCCCAGGGAGAAUCCGCCCGCUGCGGCCCGUCGGGACGCACCGCCUCUGCACCACGGGGACGCCAGCGCCUGGCCCGAGUUUGUCCCGCAGGCUGCAGGCGACAGGACUGCAGGGCCGGCAGGAGCGGGGCACACGGGGACCUCAGGGGAUCUUGGUAGCCGAGGGCCUUCCUCUGAGAGCUGCAACGCAAAGAGACUCAAAACAACGGAGAAAAAACUCAGGGCAAGGUUGGCCUUGGCUCAUAAGACCUUUUCAAACUUUAUUGAGUCAAUAGUUCUAGAGAAAGAGAACACCCAUGAACGUUCCCCAGGUUCUCCCAAGGGCGAGAAGGAGAAGAGCAGGCUGCGCCAGGGUUCCUGGCGGGCGUUUCUGAAAAGCAAAGAUGCCGGAAGCCCCAAAAAGCCCACCCUAGUGAGUCUGCCUCUAGGACCCGAAAUUCUUUCCCCCGCAGAGACCGACAGCCACUGUGAGGAAUGGGCGGAGGACAAAGAGGGCUAUGUUUUUAGCGAUCACUGGGCACCCCCACUUGCCUCCACACCUUUGUCCUCCAGUUUAGUUUCUCCAGAACACAGGAGGAAAAGUGAACCGACCAUCAAGUGCACAGCCGCCCAGGAAGGCGGUAGGUACCUACCUUCAGGUAUCUUUCCGGAGAAGUCCUGGCUGGCGUCCCCCGGCAGCCCUCGGGCCCAGCAGGCUGGAAUCGCGCACACCCUGCCUUCCAGCUCUGUCUGCUGCCUGGCAUAUGAAAACCCCGGGACGCCCUGCAGACCCACGAGCCCCAAGCCCCUGAGUCCCAGGCCUAGUGCUCAGCGGAUGGGUCUCCACUACCCCGGGAGGGGUAGCGCCAUCUCCAUGGUUUCUCUUGGAAGCUACAGCUACGUGGACAGCAGUUCAGGGGACCCUGAAAGACCCAAGAUUCCCAAGGGCCAGACCAGUUUCCUGCUUUCUCUGCAGACGCUAAACCAAGAUGAGCAGAAGGAAGAGAGCAGGGAAGGAGGCCAGGGUCCGCGCGGCUUGGGCACAGUGCCCUGGCUCAGGGACCUUCCUGGGAGUGAGAACCACAUGCCCUGGGAAGAACCAGCAGGUGAGAAGCCCAGUUGCUCUCACAGUCAGAAGGCGUUCCACAUGGAGCCUGCCCAGAAGCCCUGCUUCACCACUGACAUGGUGACAUGGGCCCUCCUCUGCAUCUCUGCAGAGACUGUGCGUGGGGAGGCUCCUUCACAGCCUAGGGGCAUCCCUCACCGCUCGCCCGUCAGCGUGGAUGACCUGUGGCUGGAGAAGACACAGAGAAAGAAGUUGCAGAAGCAGGCCCACGUCGAAAGGAGGCUGCACAUAGGGGCAGUGCACAAAGAUGGAGUCAAGUGCUGGAGAAAGACGAUCAUUACCUCUCCAGAGUCUUUGAAUCUCCCUAGAAGAAGCCAUCCACUCUCCCAGAGUGCUCCAACGGGACUGAACCACAUGGGCUGGCCAGAGCACACACCAGGCACUGCCAUGCCUGAUGGAGCUCUGGACACAGCUGUCCGCGCUGACGAAGUGGGAAGCGAGGAGGACCUGUAUGAUGACCUGCACAGCUCCAGCCACCACUACAGCCACCCUGGAGGGGGUGGGGAGCAGCUGGCUAUCAAUGAGCUCAUCAGCGAUGGCAGUGUGGUCUGCGCUGAAGCACUCUGGGACCAUGUCACCAUGGACGACCAGGAGCUGGGCUUCAAAGCUGGGGACGUCAUCGAAGUGAUGGAUGCCACCAACAGAGAGUGGUGGUGGGGCCGGGUCGCCGAUGGCGAGGGCUGGUUUCCAGCCAGCUUCGUUCGGCUGAGGGUGAAUCAGGACGAGCCCACGGAUGACGACGCCCCUCGGGCCGGGAACAGCGGAGCGGAGGACGGCGGGGCGGAGGCGCAGAGCAGCAAGGACCAGAUGCGGACCAACGUCAUCAACGAGAUCCUCAGCACUGAGCGGGACUACAUCAAGCACCUGCGCGACAUCUGCGAGGGCUACGUCCGGCAGUGCCGCAAGCGCGCAGACAUGUUCAGCGAGGAGCAGCUGCGUACCAUCUUCGGGAACAUCGAGGACAUCUACCGCUGCCAGAAGGCCUUCGUGAAGGCCCUGGAGCAGAGGUUCAACCGCGAGCGCCCACACCUGAGCGAGCUGGGUGCCUGCUUCCUGGAGCAUCAAGCCGACUUCCAGAUCUACUCGGAGUACUGCAAUAACCACCCCAACGCCUGCGUGGAGCUCUCCCGGCUCACCAAGCUCAGCAAGUACGUGUACUUCUUCGAGGCCUGCCGGCUGCUGCAGAAGAUGAUUGACAUCUCCCUGGAUGGCUUCCUGCUGACUCCGGUGCAGAAGAUCUGCAAGUACCCUCUGCAGCUGGCCGAGCUGCUCAAAUACACGCACCCCCAGCACAGGGACUUCAAGGAUGUUGAAGCCGCCUUGCAUGCCAUGAAGAACGUGGCCCAGCUCAUCAACGAGCGGAAGCGGAGACUUGAGAACAUCGACAAGAUUGCUCAGUGGCAGAGCUCCAUAGAGGACUGGGAGGGAGAAGAUCUCUUGGUCAGGAGCUCAGAACUCAUCUACUCCGGGGAGCUGACUCGAGUUACACAGCCUCAAGCCAAAAGCCAGCAGCGAAUGUUCUUUCUCUUUGACCACCAGCUCAUCUACUGUAAGAAGGACCUGCUCCGCCGCGACGUGUUGUACUACAAGGGCCGGCUGGACAUGGACGGCCUGGAGGUGGUGGACCUGGAGGACGGGAAGGACAGAGACCUCCAUGUGAGCAUCAAGAACGCCUUCCGGCUGCACUGUGGCGCCACAGGGGACAGCCACCUGCUGUGCACCAGGAAGCCCGAGCAGAAGCAGCGCUGGCUCAAGGCCUUUGCCAGGGAGAGGGAGCAGGUGCAGCUGGACCAGGAGACAGGCUUCUCCAUCACUGAACUGCAGAGGAAGCAGGCCAUGCUGAAUGCCAGCAAGCAGCAGGUCACAGGGAAGCCCAAAGGCCACCCCCCUCUUCAGGCUGCUGCAGGAGGCCAGGCCCAGGCCAGAGACCCCAGGCAGCCUGAGCUCUUGGAUGUGGUCAGCUCUCCAGGAGCAAGUCCUGUGUGGCAAAACUGCCUCCUACGGUGGCUCUGAAGCACAGCCCUGGGACGGACCCCAUGCUACCCCCAACAGCUGGGGUGGCACUCUGCCCUGGGCACCCAUGACCCUCUGCUGUCUCUCCCUGUUCAGCUGUUGGCCGGCCCUGCUACCUGACGCGCCAGAAGCACCCAGCCCUGCCCAGCAGCCGGCCUCAGCAGCAGGUCCUGGUGCUGGCGGAGCCCAGGCGCAAGCCAUCUACCUUCUGGCACAGCAUCAGCCGGCUGGCACCCUUCCGCAAGUGAACUGGUCCCUACCUGACAGCACCUGCUGGGCCUUCCUGCCAGUGGCCCCCAGUUUUUCUUCCCCGAGGCCCACUCGGCCUGGCCUUCCUCUGCCUGCAAGUGAGCAGGGAUGGGCUGGGGAGUUGCUUGUGCCACCAAGACGUGCCAGGUCUGUACUCCUGUUGUCUUUUUCCCUGCUCCUGGUGCCCUGAAGAGACCAGCAAGGGGGCAGACCCCGCACUUGCCACACCCCCGCUGCAGCUUGGGCCCCAUCCGCCCUCUGGACCUGUGUAGGGCCUCACUGCUGGAGCGGGGAAACCGCAGCUCAGCCCAGGCCCAGCUGGGGAGAAGGCGCUACCUGCGUGGGACCCUCUUCUCUGGAAACCUAAUCCUCCUUUCAUUUCCUCUGGGCAGGACUCUCUGGCCUUCUGUGGCCUGCAAUGCCAGGCCAUGUGCCCCUCUGCCCUCUAGUUCUCCAAGUCCCCAGCCCGGCCAGUGGUGCCAGGCAGCUUGCCACUUGGGAGGGCAGAAACCAGGAAUUCCACACCCUUGUGUUGCGCCCGGAGCCCGCCCUUCGCCUCCCAGCGCCUCUAGACACCGCUGGCUGCUGGACACCCUCUUCACUUGUGUGUGUGUGUGUAGCGGAAAAGGACAAGACGGUGCAGUCGGCUGCAUACUCCCAGUCGGGAGUGUGGUCAGUCUGCCUGCUGCUGUGCGGUAGCUCCAGAACCACCUCGUUCCUGGUUUUGUUUGGAUUUUGGCAUCUUGUUUUUCUAACAAACAAACAAACAAACAAUGGAGAAAAAGAACUGAUUCUUAGUGACACAGAAGAUUGCCUUACGCUCGUGAGUGUGAGAAGCCAUAAGAGACCGAAUUCUGUGGCUCAGCACACAGGACUGACCCACAGCCCAGGCAGCGGGUGUGUGGAGAUGGCGCCCCGUCCUGCCAAGGGGCGCCAGGAGCAGAGCCUGGGCCUGGCGAGCUGGCGUGGAGCCCACAGGAUUCAGCAGCAUGGACAGUCACUCUUGCACUAUUCCUUCUCCAAGCCAGAAACCACAUUUAAUUUCAUAAAUAAAUUUAUGAAAAGUAA